AUGGCACCCUGGCUCAACUACUUCGGCUUCGGUGCGAACGCAGACAGUACAGUCCAACCAGAGCCUCCAAAGAAGGGCACCAUCCGUGCUCUCCCUGCACCAUGGUACACAUCACAGGAGAUGUACGAACUUGAGCGCCGAGCAAUCUUCUCUCGACGAUGGAUGUUCAUCACACACAAGGGUCGUCUACAGAAACCCGGCGACUUCCUACGCUACCAAGUAGCUGGCUAUGAUUUCAUCAUCGUUGUUGAUCGACAGAACAACAUCAACGCUUUCCACAACAUCUGCCGACACCGAGCUUACAGUGUUGUUGAAGAGGAGCGUGGAACGAAGAACAUUCUGUCUUGCAGGUACCACGGCUGGUCAUACGGAUUGAACGGAAAGUUGGCCAAGGCCCCUGAUUAUCAUCUUCUCGACGGAUUCGAAAAGGAGAAGAAUGGUCUCUUCCCUAUCCAUGUCAGGGUAGACUCUAAGGGCUUUGUCUGGGUCAACCUCGAUUCGAACGAGACGCCAGAAGUCUCAUGGGAGCAGCAUUUCGACGGUGUAGACGAGCAAAAGAGAUUCUCGAAGUUCAACUUCGACGACUACGAGCUUGAUCACACAUACGGUAAAUGCACCCCAGCAGUAUGCAACCAUUUGGUGAUGCUAAUGGAUACUCUCAGAAAUGCCUGGCGCCUACAACUGGAAAAUCCUCUCCGACAACUUCAACGAAUGCUACCAUUGCAAGACCACCCACCCUGACGUACCCACCUUCCUCACAAUCGACUCACACGAUUGCGAAGGUAAAGCCGGCCACAUCCAACACGACCAAGCCCCAACACCAGAGCAGGUGGCAAAAGGCUACGACGUAAACAGCACCUACUACUUCCCCAACGUCAGCAUGAGCGUCUCUCCUCACUUCAUGAUGAUCCAAAAGUUCCUCCCAACAGGCCCCUCGGCAUGCAGUAUGCAUUACGAAGUCUACAGGAACAAGAACUCGAGCGAGCAAGAUUUCAAACUGAUCGCGGACACGUAUGCGCGGGUGAUGAGUGAGGACAAGGUUCUUUGCGAUCGGGCACAGAAGAAUUUGAAUGCGGGUGUUUUUGUUAAUGGAGAACUCCACCCGAAGUGGGAGAAAGGUAAGUUACUCCAUUCUUCUCCUUCCGAAUACGUGCGCUUGCUAAAGUCUUUCCCAGGCCCACUGUUCUUCCAGUCUACCUGCAGAGAAGUCAUCACGGAGCACUAUAAGCGCGAGAAGACUGCUGGUCAUGAGAUUUGGCCGGCGAGGCAGCAACUGCCACCAGAUGCGGACAUUAGCCACGAGGAUCUGGAGAUUUGCAAGGGCUUGGCUUGUGGUGCACAGAAGGAAGUUUUGGCGUGGUAG
Lecanosticta acicola is the source of this 1363-nucleotide messenger RNA. NCBI's taxonomy places the organism in Eukaryota, Fungi, Ascomycota, Dothideomycetes, Mycosphaerellales, Mycosphaerellaceae. The record is from the annotation of a GenBank genome assembly.